Molecule: messenger RNA, 3626 nt
Organism: Zophobas morio
Lineage: Eukaryota; Metazoa; Arthropoda; Insecta; Coleoptera; Tenebrionidae
Product: probable cytochrome P450 6a14
Exons: 4
Coding region: 57-1589 (510 amino acids)
Molecular function (GO): oxidoreductase activity, acting on paired donors, with incorporation or reduction of molecular oxygen; heme binding; monooxygenase activity
Source: RefSeq, a predicted model, not a curated record
GACAGUUGUAGCAAAUGUUUAACUUGAUUGUAUAGCGCUGGAGCGAUUCAUUAAAAAUGGCGUAUGAUUCUUUCCUCGGAAUUUUCAUUGGUUGUACAAUAAUAGCGAUUACUCUCGUCUUCGCUUACUUUAAAUGGACCUACCAGUACUGGUCACGCAAAAAUGUACCACAACUUCCACCAGUGAUACCUUUUGGUAGCAUUCCAAGUCCAUUCAACAACAAAGAGCACAUUUCCUUAACCAUGAAACGCUACUACGACGAAAUGAAAACCAAGGGAUGGAAACAUGCAGGACUAUAUACCGCAUUAACACCUAUUUACUAUGUGAUGGAUUUGGACUACGUCAAAAACAUAAUGGCAAAAGAUUUUCACCAUUUCGUAGACCGUGGGGUAUACUACAACGAAGAAGUUGAUCCUCUAAGUGCCCACUUGUUUGCCUUAGGUGGGCAAAGGUGGAAAAAUCUGAGAUCCAAACUUACCCCCACCUUCACUUCCGGUAAAAUGAAAAUGAUGUUUCAAACCCUGCUGGACUGUGUGCCUAGUAUGUUGGCAAAAGUAGAGUCCGAUCGUUUGAGAAAAGUGCCAACUGACAUUAAAGAAAUACUGGGAUGUUUCACCACAGAUAUCAUUGGAUCGUGUGCAUUUGGUUUGGAAUUCAACAGCUUCAAAGAAGACGAUUCGACUUUUAGGCAGUACGGGCGCAAGUUUUUCAAAGGUUCUAAGUCAAGAUUGCUGCAUCGAUUCUUCGUUGCGAGUUUUCCUAAUGUCGCAAAGAAGUUAGGAGUGCCGGUGGUGCCUAGAGACAUUUCUAGUUUUUUCAUUAAUGUUGUUAAAGAAACUGUUGAGUAUAGAGAGAAAAAUAACCACACACGAAAAGACUUCAUGCAGUUGCUAAUCGAUCUCAAGGACAACAAAGUUUCCAGUGAAAGCGGUUACAAACACGACGGCACCAGUUUAACGAUGGAUGAAAUCGCGGCCCAAAGCUUCGUCUUCUUCAUUGCUGGGUUCGAAACAUCGUCUACUACUAUGACUUUUGCUUUAUAUGAACUCGCGACACAUCAAGAUAUCCAAAAUAAAGUAAGAGAUGAAAUAAAUGUAGUGCUUGGUAGGUUUAAUGGUGAGGUUAGCUACGGAGCAAUUCAAGAAAUGAAAUAUAUGGAUCAAGUGAUUAAUGAAACGUUGAGGAAGUACCCAGCGGCGCCACGUUUAGUCAGAAAGUGUGUUAAAGACUACAAAAUUCCUGACCAGGAUGUGAUUAUAGAGAAAGGUACUAUGGUUGAAAUACCAGUUUAUGCAAUUCAUUACGAUAAGGAAUACUACCCAGACCCUGAAAAAUUUGAUCCAGACCGAUUUACUGAAGGAAAUAAGAGUAAAAGACAUCAAUUCGCGCAUCUACCGUUCGGCGAAGGUCCCAGAAUGUGUAUAGGAAUGCGCUUUGGGCUUAUGCAAUCUAAAGUUGGUUUAAUUACUUUGCUCAAAAAUUACAAAUUUACGGUUAACAAGAAAACCAUGGAACCUUUGAAGAUAAAACCAACUAGUGGAGUGAUAACGGCGGAAGGCGAAAUUUGGUUAAGUGCUGAAAAAGUUUAAGUUUUUAGAAACAUUUUGUUAGUGUUAAAAAAUAAUGAGUAAUAAUAAUAAUACUCAUAUGUAAAUGGCAGAUGUGAAGUGAAGAUAAUCAAAAUAAUCCUCAUGGCUUAAAACACAGUCCUUAGUGUCGCAUUUGCCUUAAUAUAUAAAAAAUCUUUCUUUUAAGCAUUAAUAAUGCCUUUAUGUUUGUCGUCAAUUUUUCCUUAUAAUAAUAUCCGUGCAUUUUUUGCUAUCUUUUACAAGUCUCAUCAAGAAAUGUGUAAAACAAAUUUAAUUAAAUUUCCAAUUAUAGUUGUAACAAUGUCAUAACCUAACUUACUUGAGUGCUUACAACUCCCAUAGAGUUUUGUAGUAAUUACGGCGAUGAUGGGUGACGGGCGGCGUUCGCUAAAGACAAGCCUGGAAGCGGAAUUCGCUAUGGGUAGAAAGGGUUUAAAUAGAGGCCACUUUCGGAACCGAUUCGUUUAUUCAGUCAAUUCAGUCAAGAGAGAAUCCAGUAAGUUGCGUCGGAAUUACUUUGUACAUAAUAGCUGGGUAAUUAGUCGUGUAAAUUAGAGUUAUUGAGAAAUAAAUUGCUGAGUUUUAUCCGCGCCGAUUUUUAACCACCGAUCAUCGUAACAAUAUUGUUAUAUCGUAUAAUUUUGAUUGUUUGUCUAAAAAUCUGGACGUUUCUUGUAAAAACUCAAUACGGAUUCAUAAGCUACACGUGCAGGACUAUAUUAUUUUGUACAAUUUAAAACCCAUUUACUAUGUAAAAUUUGGAACUGAGGUUACUACAUUGUCGGUGAAGAUGAUUUGACAAAGAGUGGUUAAUGUUUUAUUACCUACAUGAUAUUCGUAACACACAUUCCACAACAAAAUUUGACACAGAAGGCGGACAGAGGGAAACGGAAGACCCAUUUUUUCGUAUUCAAAACUGAUUAAUUAUGUCCCCAACUCCAGGAGUGUUUGUUCGUUGUUCGUCACGUUGUAUAAUAUGUCAUAACAGAUUAAAACUGGGUUUAAGAAACAAUCUUUUCAGUUUCAUAACAAUUUUUAUACAACAAAUUUAAAUCCUUAUUCUCAUUGUUGAUAUUAUUAUCUUUAUUAUGUAAACAGAAAUUUAAGUAGCAAUUAUGUACCUAUGUAAGUUAUAUAUUUCCGUAAAAAAACAAAACAAAAACUUUACUCGCAUCUACCUAUCUAAUGAAGCUUCGUUAGGAUUAAACCACAGACUACACAGACAAGCCACUGCCCCACCACUGACAAACGAAUAUAGUCUUUAAUUCAAGAGUCCAAACAGUCUAUUUCAAUUAUUUUGCCCUUGAACACAGGAAAAUGACGGUUUAGGAGAAUCUAACUAGAAAAACUAGAAUUUUGACACUUCGGGUCAGAGAUAUUGAAUAUAAGUACAUAUAUACAUUUAAACCUCCUUGCUUUGGGUUGACAACAUAACCACAUAUAACCUCAAAAUGGGUCCGACCAAGACGUGUGAAGUGCAACGCACUCCUGUAAGUCCUGCGGCGACAGAAUACACAAUACAAUACAAUACAAUAUAAUCAUUCACUCACUUUUAAAAAAUGUAUAAAUUUAAUUAAUAGCACUCAUAAAUUUUUUAGCUUGUUCAUGUUUUUUUUUUGACUAUGAACGUACGUACGAACGCCUUUAUUGUUUUAGUAAGUUAAACAUAAUAUGACUUCUGCUGAUGUAUUUUUUUAACAUUAUGUUGGCUUUUAUCCGAGAUUGUGUUGUAAAGUGGCAGUCCUCGCGUUUAAAAAUCGCGCGUAUGAAGUGACGGUUGAGGUAAGUCGUCAAUAAGGGUCACGUUCGCUCAAAGUGGGUAUGUGGCUUGUCUGUGUAGUCUGUGAUUAAACUCUAUUGUCACUUCUUUGUGGUUGUUAAUCCUACCAGUUUCUAUGUAGACUUAUCUGGGAUAUUAAUAAACAUUAUUAUUAUUGCCAUUGAAGAUUUAAUGUAAUAACUACUAUUAUUUAUGAAUAGUUUUAAGUGUUUACUCUUUCAUAAAGUGACGCUUGUAAUGGAUUGCAUUUACGAUAU